AUGGCGGGCCGCGUGGCGAUGGCGAUCUUACUGGUAGCGAGCGGGGCAACAGCCGCCGCUGCCGCCGGCGGUGCGGAGAGACGAGCGGAGGUGGUGAACACCCAGGUCCAGCGCAAGAUCGACGUGUCUACGCAGUUCGCCAAGGUGGUUACAACCUACACGGUCAAGGGAACCAGCGGUAGCUACAAGUUCGCCCUCCCGGCCGAUGCACAAGAUCACUUGGCCUUCAUGAGCGUCACCAUGGACAAGGCGGAGCUGGAGUUUGAGCUUGAUGCGCCGUCUCCCGGUAGAGAUAGCGCGGGGGAGGGGCUGAUGCUUUACUCCGCGGCGGUCGAGCUACCCCAGAACAAGGAAGAAGUGAAGAUAGCGGUGGGUGCCGUUGUCCGGGUGAAGGCGGUAUAUACCGAUGUCCUGACGGCCUUCCCGAAGGAGAUAACGCAGCUGGAGGAGCAGAGCGUGGUGUUUGCGUCCACCCUCUUGGCGCCUUCGCCGUACAAGACGGUCAAGCAGACCACCACUCUCAAGCUCGCCUCCCCCAAGAUUCUGAGCAUGACAGAGGCGCCGAACAAGAGGUCAGUCAAGUCGGACCAGGUGACGUACGGCCCCUUCGAGGACGUGCCGCCGUUUGCCAACGGGGGCGAGCUGCGAAUCCACUACGUGAACCACGCAGCUUUCGCCAAGGCGACCUCCUGCCUGCGCGAGAUCGAGGUUUCCAACUGGGGUAACAUCGCCGUGGAAGAACACUACGACUUGGUGCACGCUGGUGCGAAGAUGAAGGGCGGUUUCUCUCGCAUGGACUACAUGGCUAAGAAGCACGCGGAGUUGCCGAACCCUUCCUUCCGGAAGCUUGAUGCCUACCUACCCGCGGGUGCAAGCGACAUCUACUACCGGGAUAACAUCGGCAACAUCUCGACGUCUACGGUACGGCACAACCUUGGGGGCGUGGAACUAUCCCUGUUGUCACGGUUUCCCAUGUACGGAGGGUGGAAGAACGCCUGGUAUCAGGGAUACAACCUCCCCACCGAGGUGAGAGAAUAG
Messenger RNA from Ectocarpus sp. CCAP 1310/34, 1038 nucleotides. The record is from the annotation of a GenBank genome assembly. NCBI's taxonomy places the organism in Eukaryota, Phaeophyceae, Ectocarpales, Ectocarpaceae.